Molecule: messenger RNA, 5261 nt
Organism: Pelmatolapia mariae (spotted tilapia)
Lineage: Eukaryota; Metazoa; Chordata; Actinopteri; Cichliformes; Cichlidae
Gene: rtn4rl1a
Product: reticulon-4 receptor-like 1
Exons: 3
Coding region: 661-2028 (455 amino acids)
Cellular component (GO): extracellular matrix
Molecular function (GO): signaling receptor activity; protein binding
Source: RefSeq, a predicted model, not a curated record
UGAAGCGGCUGCCUCGGAGCUCUCCGGUAACAGAGACAGUAGACGGCACUGACUCACGCUGACGAUCCACGGACAGCACAUUUUAGACUCUACCUGACCUGCAGUUGAAGAUCCGACAGGAGGGCGAUUAUGAAGGCAUAAGAGAACUUUCCUCUGAUUUUUUAGGGGGGGAGGCUGUUUCACCAUCUUUCCCGUAAAUUCGGACAUCAAAUAAAGUCAGAAUGUACAUCAGUGAUUUAUAAACACCAGAUGGCGGUGAGCUGAAAAAUCACUAAAACACAUCUGAGUGUGUUGGGACGGGACACGGUGUUAUUCUUCUCCCCUCCUUGUCUUUUAUUACACAGAACUUGUUUUCCACUGGUGGCGGACCUUCUAGGCUAUUUUUGUCCUUAAUUUUGUCAGACAUUAUCCGACCCCCUUCUUCUCCCUCCUCCACUACCGCCUCGUCCUCCUCCUCCCGUUCCUCCUCCAACCGUCUUCACUCGGUUUAAAAAAACAAAAAGAAAAGAAAAAGAAAGCCACCAAGGAGACAAGACUACACUCUACCAGCGUUCAAAGGGAAUCAAAACAAUCUAAUCAACAUCAGCACAGGACUGGACCCUGACAAGGAUGCUACUCCAGCACAGAGGCUACUAGACGGUCCAAACAGCCUUUGCCAAUAUGUUCAGGCCAGGUUACGGUGGGGUGGAGCUACUGUUGGUGUUGUGGGGCCUGGAUCUCUCUUCACCCUGCCCUCGACACUGUAUCUGCUACACUUCACCUAGCACUGUCUCCUGCCAGGCCCACAACUUCCAUGCUGUGCCUGAGGGCAUCCCCGCUCAGAGCGAGCGCGUUUUCUUGCAAAACAACAAGAUCCAGCGGCUACUUCGAGGGCAUUUCUCGCCCACUACCACUAUGCUGUGGCUUUACUCCAACAACAUCUCCUAUAUACAACCAUCCACCUUCCAUGGCUUUGACCGCCUAGAGGAGCUUGAUCUUGGGGACAACCGGCACCUGAAGGCCAUUGCCUCGGACACCUUCCUGGGCCUUGGUCGGCUACAUGCCCUUCAUCUAUACCACUGUGGCCUGAUCACCCUCCCUCCUGGGAUCUUUUCAGGCUUACAUAAUCUCCAGUAUCUCUAUCUACAGGAUAACCAGUUAGAAUUCCUAGAGGAUGAUUUGUUCAUCGACCUUCUGAACCUCAGUCAUCUCUUCCUACAUGGCAAUCGUCUAUGGAGUCUUCGCCAGAACACUUUUCGAGGUCUAGGAGUCUUAGACCGGCUCCUUCUCCACCAGAAUCGAAUCCAGUGGGUUGAUCGUCAGGCCUUCCAUGACCUUCGGCGUCUCACUACUUUGUACCUGUUUAAUAACUCCCUCACUGAGCUGUCUGGUGCCACCCUGACUCUUCUGCCGGCCCUGGAGUACCUGCGACUCAACGACAACGCCUGGGAGUGUGACUGCAAGGCCCUGUCACUUUGGGAUUGGCUGCGGAGGUUCAGAGGCUCCACCUCCUCUCUGAUGUGUGUUUCGCCGCCUGAGCUGGCGGGGAGGGACCUGAAAACGCUCAAGAAAGAGGAGCUGCCCAGUUGCAUAUCAGGCGAGAGUCAUGCGCAUGGCGCCCCAGGUAGAGAGAUUGAGCACGGGGAGUCUUUAAACCACCUGAAUCGUCACAGAAACCAUCACAACCACCAUCAGCGGCCAUACUUGCCCCACGGGGACCAGUACAGCUUGCCUUCACCCUCACCCCUACCACGGCCACCUAAAGGAGGUCGCCGAAACUGUACUCGCCGUGGCCGCAAGGCAAAAGGGGGGCUCAAUGAGGUGCAGGUACUUCAGGAGGGGGGUGAAAAAGACUACACUCCAGAUGGUGAUAAAUAUGACCUGUCUGCCACAACAAGGAGGAAGAACAAGUGCAUCCCCAGAACUUCCGUUGGCCCACCAAUUGGGGUCCAGAGAGCUAAUAACAAAGCAGGGUCACAUCAUGCAGGUUUAGUUUCGUGUUUGUCAUCAGCUCUGCUGCUGUCAUUCUACUUUGUGAUCCUACGUUGAGACAGGAAACGGACACUGUUGUGCUGGUGACGCAACCUUAUGAUUCAUUCUCCUGAACCACCUUGUUCUGGCUCUUUAAAUGAGGCAUGUGCACAUAAAUGUGUGUGUAAAUGACUGUGUACAAAGGACUUCACUGAGAAUCCCUGUGGUAUUAAUGCAGGGGUCAUUCUGAGUCAUAAUCAAUACAUGUUAGUCAGGGAAAACUAUUUUGCCCAUUUGCUUUGAUGAUGUCACCAAGGGAAACAACAGGAAAACUUUUGUGUCUCUGGCAUCAACUGCUUCACUGAAUUUAUGUACAGCCACAUAAAAUAACAAGCCAAUAAUUCAGCAACAGGAACACACAGUAAGUAUCAAAACAGUUCAUGGCUCGGUCUCUGCGUUUAGCCCCCGUGACACGAUAGCGCUCACAACCGCAACCUCCAUCUGUCAGUCAAGCCGAGAGGAAGACAUACUCAUUUGUAGCUGUCACCGUACUCACUCAGCAACACCUUAAGAUCAAGAAAGAAAAUACCGCUGACCCAAGUGGCAGGAAAAUGAGUCAUUGUGAAACGUUUUAGCAGUAAUAGCUAUAACCAUUAUAUACCUGCAAAUAAAGUGGUUUUCUUUCACGUAUCAGGACAAGUUUAAUGUGAAUCUGUAUGCUUAACUUUUAACUUCUUAGUCUAAAUUCUGAAAGUACCACAGAAAUUGUCACUCAACUAUUCGCCAUUCAGGUCUUCAAACUGUUGAAAACUAUAAUUUGUCCGUGCCCUCACAUCGAAACUUCAAAAAGCCAUUCAGAACUAACCAAUCGUUUGAGGAGCCAGCUGGUCACAGUCAGUGUAAAUGAAUGGGAACGAGUGACUGAAAAAAUUAAGAUUUUUUGUAUUAAUGUUUGUAUGUAUAUGUGUGUGUAUGUGUGUGUGUGUGUGUGUCCUCUAAAAAAAAAAUUAAAAAACACUAAAGCCAUGCGGGUAGAAUGAAGUUAGAAAGCAAGAGUGCCUAUCGAGAGCCAGUUUCCAAUAUGGACAAAACUUUGGAAUUUCAUUCAGCCUUUGACCUCUGUGGCUACAAAACAGAGGCUCAGCUCAUGCAGGUCAAGGAAAAGCUGAGGCCUGAGCCAGACUCACAAUUCCAAGAAACAGAUAUGCACUUUCCUCUUUCAUACCACAGAGGCUAUAAAUACAUCUUCUAAAGAGAGAUGAUCCAAUCCAAAUAUUCUUCGGAAGCUUUCAAUCAGAUGAUGAUCACCACAAGUCACGACAUCUUCUGCAAAGAUCCAAUCGUUCAUCAAAAGGAGAGCAGAGAAGUAGCUCAAAAUCUGUGAUGAUCACCGGACGACUGACAAACUCCUGGUUUUCUUUCUUUGUUUAGUGUGCUCCGAAACAGACGGACUCAUCGAUGUGCAAGCCCUGACUGGAGACUUGGAGUUUAAUGCUGCUACGUUUGAGGAGAGAGAAUCCCAUUGGCCUUUUGUUGGCUUGGGACUCCUCUUCAAGAAAUUUCAAAAAGCACAGAAAGGACUGUGUGACAUGGCGCCCUUUGAGAGGUUCAAGCACACACCCUCUAACCCUCCCAAAAUAGCCCAAUCUAUCACCUUCACAGCCUUCCUGUCCCACUAUAAACUCCCCAUGAGUCCAGGGUUUUCGAAUCACAAACAGAGCACCACAGAUAAUGCCGAGACUUUGACUCAGUCACUCAGCCAAAGUGCUCAAUGACAAAACCUGUACAGAUACUCAUGGGCCACCCGGGUACCUUGGCAAGCCAGUAAUGCUAAAGAUCUCUUUGUUUCUUUUACAAUUACAAAGUUAUGAAUCUUAUUUUGAAAAGGAAAAAUACCCUUUUAUGCAAAAGAUGAACUAUAAGCUUAAAAAAAACAAGCUAAAUAAUUGACAUGCUAACAAAAAGCACAAAAAAUAAUGAGUUUAGUUUUGCUGGCAUCCUAAAAAUACCUGGUUUUGAUGGGAAUUCAUGAGCAGGGCCCGCAUUUGUACCCUGCUUGGGUGUGUUUCCCGCUGAGCCCCGCCUUUUCAUGUCUCUCUAUCUAGAUGUCGGGAAGCCUGUCACUUGAGUCAUUCUCCUGACAUGUAGGAUUUAGAAAUCCCUACUGGUGAACUUGUUUGUGCUGCUGUUAACCCAGAGGUGAUGUAAAUUGUGUCUGUUUAUUCCUGUGAGGAUGACUUUUAUAUAUAUAUUAAAAAAAAGAGAAAAAAAAGUGGAUAAACUGAUUCUCUGAUGUGUCUCAGUAGUUCCCUCAAAAAAAAAAAGAGAGAGACUAAAAACAGGGAGCUUGAGGCUGGAACUUUUAUUAUUAUUUUUAAAAUAUGAUUUUUAUCAUUAUAUCAUUUUCCCUUUCAGUCUUUUUUUUUCUUUCCUGUUUUGUUUUCGCUGACUCACUGAAGAUAAACGGUACACUGCACUGCUCCACCCCCUAACCCCUCCCCUUACCGCUCCUCCUGCUUUCCUAUUCAUCCCUCUUUUCUCCCUCCCCUCCCCUUCUCCUCACCCCUCCAAAACUUGCAUCCUUUCUCUCUCCUUGUCUGUCUGUCUAUUCGCUUUUCCUUCUCCUCCUUCUCUGCUCCUUUCCUUGCUACUCCCAACACACACACACACACACACACACACACACACACACACACACACACACACACACACACACACACACACACAGCUCUAUCUCUAAACUCUUUUCCUUUACUCUCUUCCUUUGUGCAACCCAAAUGUUUUGUAUGUGGUUAUCAAACAAUGCCAGACUCAAAAGCUGUUUAUAAAUAACAUUAAACAGAAAGUGUCCUCAAAUGGCUGAGGUGGUCUUGUGUUUGUUUGCCUCCCUUUUGUCAGCGCAUAUGCGCAUCUGUCUGUGUGUGGCUAAUAGACAUACGUCUAAAAUGAGCCCUGGGGCUGAAUGAUAAGCGAGUGAAAGGAGAGGAAAAUGGUUAAAAAGUUUUUUUAAAAAAAGAAAAAAAGAGCUAAUGAAUAAGUAUGCACAUCAUCUACUGCUCGGAGAGAAACACUCACAUUUAGCCAGGAUAUAUUUUGGCCUCCUUCGUGUCCUAGUUUCACUCACUACGCUGCAGCCUCAUAUUAAAUAUGUAUCAGAGUGAGUGUAAGCACAUGCGCACGCACAAACUGUCAAAUACACUCACCUGUCGAGCUCUAUUAGCUGCGAGGGUGCCAGUGAGUUGUCUUGCGUCGGGUCAAGGCGAGGUCAGCUAGAGCGUUGGCAUGUGCUGUGCCUGCUUUAAAUGUGUUCA